AUGCCACCCAAAUCGGAAACCCAUGCCGCAACCACCCAAUUCGAUCCGGCAUCUGACUCUAUCGAUCCUAUGUUCCACAUCUUAAAGAUCCUCCCUUUCUCUUUCCUUCGCCCGCCUCGCCUGCGGCUGAAACUGCCCACAUUCACUCUCCCCUCCGCCAUGACUGUCUACUCCCUCAUCCUCCUCACCUACUUCAUGGUCGUCUCCGGGAUCGUGUACGACGUCAUUGUUGAGCCCCCUGGCAUCGGCUCCACUCAGGACCGGUUUACUGGAGCGGUCAAACCUGUCGUCUUCCUUCCCGGUCGGGUCAACGGGCAGUAUAUUAUUGAGGGCUUAUCUUCUGGGUUCAUGUUCGUGCUCGGUGGUGUCGGGAUAGUGCUAUUGGAUCUGGCCCUUGACAAGAACCGCGCCAAGAGCGUCAAGGUGUCGUAUGCAUCGGCUGGGGUUGCAUCUGUGGUGAUUUCAUAUGUCAUGAGUAUGCUCUUUGUUCGGAUUAAGAUCCCAGGGUAUCUCCGCUGA
Messenger RNA from Fraxinus pennsylvanica, 519 nucleotides. The record is from the annotation of a GenBank genome assembly. Lineage: Eukaryota; Viridiplantae; Streptophyta; Magnoliopsida; Lamiales; Oleaceae.